This is a messenger RNA of Gongylonema pulchrum, 231 nucleotides long. The record is from the annotation of a GenBank genome assembly. Lineage: Eukaryota; Metazoa; Nematoda; Chromadorea; Rhabditida; Gongylonematidae.
AUGAUCCUCUUUCACAGCUUGUGCCAUUUAUUGUGCUUUCUGGACCGGGAGGGGCAUCGACUGGCCGAAGGUCAGAUAAUUGCGGCUUACUGCUCGCUGUCACAACGUUGCUUAGCCUCAACGGCUGUCGAGGAUGAAUGGAUGGCUGGACGUCGGACGGGCGUCGCCGAUCGACCCCGCAAGUCUGUUGUUGGGUUUGCACCACCCUCACCCUCACCCGUCAGCACAUAA